Molecule: messenger RNA, 1604 nt
Organism: Colossoma macropomum (tambaqui)
Lineage: Eukaryota; Metazoa; Chordata; Actinopteri; Characiformes; Serrasalmidae
Product: neoverrucotoxin subunit alpha-like
Exons: 6
Coding region: 258-1364 (368 amino acids)
Molecular function (GO): protein binding
Source: RefSeq, a predicted model, not a curated record
UGGGUUUAUUAUUCAUUUGCAGACUAGAUGGCUGUUCUAUCACCAAGUACUCCUGUGAAACUCUCUCGUCAGCUUUACAGUCAACAGACUCCUCCCUGAAAGAGCUGGACCUCAGUAACAAUGACCUGCAGGAUUUAGGAGUGGAGCUCCUCUCUGCUGGACUGAAGAGUUCACACUGUAACCUGGAGACACUCAGACUAGCCGGCUGCAAUCUCACUGCAACGUCCUGUGAAAAACUAGGAUCAGUGCUACAAUCCAUGAACACCUGCCUGAAAGAGCUGGACCUCAGUAACAACAAUCUGCAGGAUUCAGGAGUGGAGCUGCUGUUUGCUGGACUGAUGAGUUCUGACUGUAAAUUGGAGAUUCUUAGAGUAGCUUUCUGUAAGUUUGAGGGAAAUCCUUGUGAAAAAUUGGGAUCAGCUCUGCAAUCAGUAAACUCCUCCCUGAAAGAUCUGGACCUUAGCAACAAUGACCUUGAGGAUUCAGGAGUGGAGCUGCUCUCUGCUGGACUGAAGAGUUCUCACUGUAAACUGGAGAAACUCAGAUUGUCUGGGUGUAUGGUUACAGAUGAAGGCUGUUUUUUUCUAGCUUCAGCUCUGAAAUCAAAUCCCUCCCACCUGAGAGAACUUGAUCUGACCUAUAAUUACCCAGGAGAGUCUGGAGUGAAGCUGCUGUCUGAUCUACUGGAGGAUCCACACUGCACACUGGAGAAAAUACAGGUGGAUCAUGGAGGGAAGAUAAGGAUGAUACCAGGACUGAACAAAUAUGCUGUUGAUCUCACUCUGGAUCCAAACACAGUGAACAGUCGUCUCUCUCUGUCUGAGAGGAACAGAAAGGUGCAGUAUGUGAGAGAAGAUCAGUCGUAUCCAGAUCAUCCAGACAGAUUUAAUGGCUGUCCUCAGGUUCUGAGUGUGGAGAGUCUGACUGGACGCUGUUACUGGGAGGUUCAGUGGAGCGGAUAUGGAGCUGAUAUAUCAGUAUCAUACAGAGGAAUCAGGAGGAAAGGAGGCAGUGAGGACUGUGGGUUUGGAUACAAUAAUCAGUCCUGGAGUCUGAACUGCCCUUAUUACAGUUACUCUGUCUGUAACAAUCAGUCCUGCUCUGAUCACUAUGUCUGUAAUUACCAGUUCUCUCUCAGACACAAUAAGAACACCACUACAAUACCUAUCUCCUUAUCCACUUCCCGGGUCCACAGGGUAGGAGUGUAUCUGGACUGGGGGUCCGGCGUCCUGUCCUUCUACACCAUCUCACCUAAAACACACACACUGACCCACUUAUACACAUUCACCACCACAUUCACUGAACCUCUCUACGCUGGAUUUAGUGUUAGGAAGGAGUCAGUGUGUCUGUGUGAAUUAGAAUAACCUGCACACAGGGUUUGUGUGAGACCAGAGGAGGUAAAAAUAUCUGUUGUUGAAAAAUGUUUGUUUAUCUAGAGCUGGGCGAUAUGGCCAAAAACGUUAUCACGAUAAACAAAAUUCAUAUCGUUCGAUAUCGAUACAUAUCGCGAUAAAUUUCAAAUCAUGAUUUCUUUCACGUUUGAAGGCUGAUUUUGCUCCUGGGUGGUUAACUGUGGUUUUAAACUAUCACUUAUGGUCCGAUCA